AUGGCGGCGCCUCGUCGCUCUUCUCAGCAGCAACAACAGAGCAUAUCCUCGCCAUCUCGCAGUACUUAUCUUUCCCUCACUCCUCCGGGAUCUCCUACAGUUCCCGGUGGUGGAGUAAUUUUGGCUCCAGCGGGUGCUGAACUAGACAGCGCCGGUGAUCAGGAGGUAACUCCGGCCUCCCCAGAUAUCCCCGCCCCGGCCCUGAGCAGUAGCACCAGCUCCUCAAACGUUAGUACCACCGGGGGUGGCAUCAGCGCUGGCCCCAGUCCUGACUCGAGUAGUACUAGCCCCGCGGGCGGCGACUGCGGGACAAGCGGGGCUUUCAGAGAGUUGUUUGAAGCCUGUCGCACUGGGGAUGUAUCGCGGGUGAAGAGGCUGGUGGAUACGGUUAACGUGAAUGCCAAGGACAUGGCUGGGCGAAAAUCCACUCCGCUGCACUUCGCUGCAGGAUUUGGGAGGAAGGAUGUUGUAGAGCACCUCCUUGAGACAGGUGCCAAUGUUCAUGCCCGUGAUGAUGGAGGUUUGAUCCCUCUGCAUAAUGCCUGCUCCUUUGGCCACGCUGAGGUGGUCAGCCUGCUCCUCUGUCAGGGUGCUGACCCAAACGCCCGGGACAGCUGGAACUACACACCGCUCCACGAGGCUGCCAUCAAGGGCAAAUUAGACGUGUGCAUCGUGCUGCUCCAGCACGGAGCUGACCCCAACAUACGCAACACUGACGGCAAGAGUGCCCUGGACCUGGCCGACCCAUCCGCCAAGGCUGUACUCACCGGUGAAUACAAGAAGGACGAACUCCUAGAGGCAGCUAGGAGUGGAAAUGAAGAGAAGCUCAUGGCCCUGCUCACUCCGUUAAACGUCAACUGCCACGCAAGUGACGGCCGCAAGUCGACAUCUCAAAAAAUGCUGUCCACCCCUCUCCACCUGGCAGCAGGGUACAACCGGGUCAGAAUAGUACAGCUCCUACUACAGCACGGUGCCGACGUACAUGCAAAGGACAAAGGGGGUCUGGUUCCUCUCCAUAAUGCCUGUUCCUAUGGUCACUACGAAGUGACAGAACUGCUGCUGAAGCAUGGAGCGUGUGUGAACGCCAUGGACCUGUGGCAGUUCACCCCUCUCCACGAAGCUGCCUCCAAGAACCGCGUGGAGGUGUGUUCUCUGCUGCUGAGCCACGGGGCCGACCCCUCCCUGGUCAACUGUCACGGGAAGAGUGCUGUGGACAUGGCCCCCACCCCAGAGCUCAAAGAGAGACUCACCUAUGAGUUUAAGGGUCACUCUCUGCUCCAGGCAGCGCGGGAGGCAGACAUGGCCAAGGCCAAGAAGACCCUUGCUCUAGAGAUCAUCAACUUCAAACACCCACAGACCCACGAGACGGCACUGCACUGUUCAGUGGCCUCUCCUCACCCCAAGCGGAAGCAGGUCACAGAGCUGCUGUUACGUAAAGGUGCCAACGUCAACGAGAAGAACAAGGACUUCAUGACUCCCCUCCACGUGGCUGCUGAGAGGGCACACAAUGACAUCAUGGAGGUGUUGCAGAAACAUGGAGCAAAGAUGAAUGCACUGGACACCCUGGGGCAGACAGCCCUGCACCGUGCUGCCAUGGCAGGACACAUCCAGACCUGCAGACUGCUGCUGAGCUACGGCGCAGACACCUCCAUCCUCUCACUACAGGGAUUCACCGCCUCACAGAUGGGCAACGAGGCCGUGCAGCAGAUACUCAGUGAAAAUGUACCAGCGAGGAACUCUGAUGUUGACUAUCAACUCCUGGAGGCAGCUAAAGCUGGAGAUCUGGACACUGUGAAGUCAUUGUGUUCUCCACAGAAUGUGAAUUGUCGGGACCUGGAGGGUCGUCACUCCACUCCGCUGCACUUCGCCGCCGGCUACAACCGUGUGGCAGUGGUGGAGUACCUGCUGCAUCAUGGGGCCGACGUCCACGCUAAAGACAAGGGAGGUCUGGUGCCCCUGCACAACGCCUGUUCCUAUGGUCACUAUGAGGUGGCUGAGUUGCUGGUGAGACACGGGGCGUCGGUGAACGUGGCAGACCUGUGGAAGUUCACUCCUCUCCACGAGGCUGCAGCCAAGGGCAAAUACGAGAUCUGCAAGCUGCUCCUCAAGCAUGGGGCAGACCCGACCAAGAAGAACCGUGAUGGAAACACUCCUCUGGACAUGGUGAAGGAGGGGGACACGGACAUCCAGGACCUGCUGAGAGGAGAUGCUGCCCUGCUGGAUGCUGCGAAGAAGGGCUGUCUGGCCCGCGUCCAGAAACUCUGCAGCCCAGAGAACAUCAACUGUAGAGACACACAGGGACGCAACUCCACCCCCCUGCACCUUGCAGCUGGCUACAAUAACCUGGAGGUAGCAGAAUACCUGCUGGAGCAUGGAGCUGAUGUCAAUGCCCAAGACAAGGGGGGUCUCAUCCCCCUCCACAACGCUGCCUCUUAUGGGCAUGUGGAUAUAGCUGCUCUCCUGAUCAAGUACAACACGUGUGUGAACGCUACAGAUAAGUGGGCCUUCACUCCGCUCCACGAGGCGGCUCAGAAAGGCCGGACCCAGCUGUGUGCUCUGCUACUGGCCCACGGAGCUGACCCUAGCAUGAAGAACCAGGAGGGACAGACGCCACUGGACCUGGCUACGGCUGAUGACAUCAGAGCGCUGCUGAUAGACGCCAUGCCUCCGGACGCCCUGCCCAGCUGCUUCAAGCCUCAGGCCACGGUGGUCAGCGCCUCAGUGGUCAGUACAGCGGUCAUCUCUCCAGCCUCCACGCCCUCCUGCUUGUCUGCAGCCAGCAGCAUAGACAACCUGGCCGGGUCCCUCAGCGAGCUCACUGUGGCUGGAGCCACUGGGCCUGCAGAUGGAGCCACCGGCUCCGACAGGAAGGACAGAGAGACUGUCGUAGACAUGAACAUCAGCCAGUUCCUGAAGAGCUUGGGGUUGGAGCACCUGCGCGACAUCUUCCAGAGGGAACAGAUUUCGCUGGAUGUCCUGGCUGAUAUGGGCCACGAGGAGCUGAAGGAGAUUGGGAUCAACGCCUACGGUCACCGCCACAAACUCGUCAAAGGCGUGGAGAGACUCCUGGGAGGACAGCAAGGUGCUAAUCCGUACCUGACGUUCCACUGUGCCAGUCAGGGCACGGUGCUCAUAGACCUGGCCACGGACGAUAAGGAGUUCCAGUCUGUAGAAGAGGAAUUGCAAAGUACGAUCCGAGAGCACCGGGACGGGGGCAACGCAGGUGGGGUCUUCAGCAGGUACAACAUCCUAAAGAUCCAGAAAGUGGUGAAUAAGAAGUUGAGGGAGAGGUACUCACACAGACAGAAAGAGAUCGCUGAUGAAAACCACAACCAUCACAACGAACGCAUGCUCUUCCACGGUUCUCCAUUCAUCAACGCUAUCAUCCAUAAGGGAUUUGACGAGCGGCAUGCCUACAUCGGAGGCAUGUUCGGAGCGGGCAUCUAUUUUGCAGAGAACUCCUCCAAGAGCAACCAGUACGUGUACGGUAUAGGAGGGGGCACGGGCUGCCCCACUCACAAAGACCGUUCCUGCUACGUCUGCCACAGGCAAAUGUUGUUUUGCAGAGUGACCCUGGGCAAGUCCUUCCUCCAGUUCAGUGCCAUGAAGAUGGCCCACGCCCCCCCUGGACACCACUCAGUAAUCGGUCGGCCCAGCGUCAACGGACUGGCGUACGCAGAGUAUGUAAUCUACAGAGGAGAACAGGCGUACCCAGAGUACCUCAUCACGUAUCAGAUCCUGAAACCAGAGAGCACACCCUCCCCCACAGCCGGAGCAGAACAGAAGACCUAGUCCAGACUCAACCAGACUAACACACACCCACCUUUGCUGGGAGAGAACGAAUCACAGAGACUGUUACCCAAAACACUACUUCACACAUUCUGGGCUGAGCCGGGAUGAACCUCAGCCCCUUAAAUGAACUCUACGCCCCUGGAAAGAUGUCUUUCCUCCACUAGUAUUCUGUUCUAUUUCACUCACUAUAAAGGACCAGUUCCUCACAACCACCACCAUUUAUUUUCCCAAAUGUUUUGUUUUUAUUUUUUCCCUCGUCCUUCUUGUGUUUACUUGAAAAUGUUGCCUUCACUGGGAAUUGUCUAAUGUUGUCGCCUGUCUAGAGCUCAUGCUCCCGGGUCUCUCGCUCAUGGUUGCCCCUGGUGAUUGUUGUCACUGGUUACAGCCAAAUAGAGAGAACCAAGCAGAUAAAGUUCAGGUUAGGUUAGAGAUGGGGACUCAAAGCUCAUUGGUUUGUGGUUAAGGUUAGAAAUAAGGGACUCAAAGCUCAUUGGUUAGCGGUAAGGCUCAGAGAUAAGGACUCUUGCCAGUCUGCCUUUACCUGAGUGAUAGCUUCCCCAGUGAAGCAUGGCUGAGACUCCUCUACUGUACCUAUCCCUCAGAUGGAUAUGUAGGUAGAGAUCAGGGUGGAUGUACUGGUAUGCAGUAUACCAGCCUCACUCCCAGCCCUGUUUCUUCAUCAAGCCUGGCAAGGGAAGCUACGGUACACAAACCCCAGACCCAGAUCAUGCGUGACUGAAAACAACCAAUAACCUCUCCCUUUCCGUUCCAGCACACAAAUAUACUUUUUUUAGCUCAUCAAACAUUACACUUCAUUUAUCCUAUUAGUUCUGUAUUAUUUUAUUGUGAUAUUUCCAUGAUUGUUUUACUUUAUUGUUUUGACUUUGUUUUAAAAGAUGAUGUAUAAUGGGACCAUGUCACAAUGGGGACCAGACCUGGAGGUUUUUGACCCCUUUGUUUUUUUAAGUCGAGAUGAUAUAAG
Molecule: messenger RNA, 4774 nt
Organism: Salmo salar (Atlantic salmon)
Lineage: Eukaryota; Metazoa; Chordata; Actinopteri; Salmoniformes; Salmonidae
Gene: tnksa
Product: tankyrase, TRF1-interacting ankyrin-related ADP-ribose polymerase a
Molecular function (GO): protein binding; NAD+ poly-ADP-ribosyltransferase activity
Source: RefSeq, a predicted model, not a curated record